Argiope bruennichi is the source of this 3216-nucleotide messenger RNA. RefSeq lists its product as uncharacterized. NCBI's taxonomy places the organism in Eukaryota, Metazoa, Arthropoda, Arachnida, Araneae, Araneidae. The coding region runs from base 124 to 2100 and encodes 658 amino acids. The record is from RefSeq and is a predicted model, not a curated record. The transcript is spliced from 8 exons. Gene Ontology annotation, cellular component: membrane.
CCGGACGCCGGCGACUCGCCUCCCCCUAAAAAGAGCGUGGGUUUCACACAUGCGAACAAGCACGAUUCUUAGCUGGAUAUCAAGCACCAUCUUAUUCAUGUUCACUUGAUUAGUAAUUAGUUAAUGUGCACAGAUUCCAAAAUGAUAACCCCCGAACGCAGAACGUUUAUAUCUUUGAACGUCAUUAACUUCAUAUUCUAUGCAGGUAUCUCCUGCAUCAUGCCAUUCCUGAGCUUGCAUUUGCGUUCCAUAGGCCUGACAUUAUGGCACAUCAUUUGGGUACAGGUGGCUUCUGGUCUUAUCUGCAUCUUGAUCCCGUUACUGGUGGGGACGCUGGCAGAGAGAAGAACCAGCUCUCCCAGGAAAUAUCUUUACAAAAUCUGCUUUUCUGUGUCUUUAUUCAUCGCCAUCUUUGGAUACACAGCUCUAUUAGCUGUGCCCAAGAUUCAGCGCAUCUACAGACAACCCCAGAUAGAUUUCGACUGCUCGUCGCCAAUGAAUGCAGUUGUCAAUCUCGAAAAAUGCGCCAAUUAUGAGACUUGCGGCGAUGUGGCUGAGUCAUGGUCAUCGGACGCACAAUUUAGACUUUCACAUUGCCGUUUCAAAUACAAAGGCAGUGAAGACAUGAAAAUGAGUCCCCCAGAUCCUUCAAAUCCUCUACAGAUGUGUUUCCGAACGACUGGCAACACAACCCAUCACUGCCUCGUAUACGAUCCACAAGUAAGGGAGAACCCUACCAUAGAAUUUUCCUCUGAUUUGACAACAUGGCAGUUUACAGAAUACAGAAACGUGUCAGCAAAAGAAUUCUCAUUUUCAGAAGUAAACUCAGUGUCAUCACCCAUGAGUAUCUGCAAUUACGUUCCAGCAACAAGUGGAACCGUCAUCAAAGUGAAUGGUAGAUAUCACGAUGCAGUUACUUGUCAACGCUCUCUGAACGAUAGGAUCGAAGGCAUCCGGUGUGUGCUGCAUUUGCAAACUGUUGAUGGUAAGAAAUCGCCGUGCUUUGAUAUAUCCGGAGAUUUGUCCACAACUUUUUGGGCUUGUUUGGGACUUAGAGCCACGGCAGAUGCUUUCUUCAUUUGUGCUUUCUGUCUUUUGGAAGGAGUGACCCUGCGUACAAUUCAAAAUGGUCCAUACAAUCGUGGUGCCUACGGGAAAAGCAAAUUUUAUCCUGCGAUAGCUCUUGGCAUCUUUCCACCAAUUGCUGGCGUCCUCGUAGACAAAUUCUCUGAAGUAGCUGACACUUUGGACUAUUCCCCCGCCUAUUUCAUAUUUGCCGCUUUUGAAUUAGUCGCUUGCAUCCUGAUAUAUGCUUUGCCUUUGCCAGUGGGAGGCAACACAUUCCGUUACGAUCUGUCAAGUGAUUACUGUGCACGAUCAUACGGAGAAACACCCACACGGAAAUUCGAAAUAUCUCUAGAAUCAAUUGUUAUUUCGGUGCUUGCCAUAUGUCUGGGAACAGCCUGGAGUGUUUCUCAGGUGUUCGAUCCUCUACAGUAUCAAGACCACAUUCACUUCAGUCACAUUACGCUGGGAACGUUUCAAUCAUUUGUUUUCGGCUUGUCCUUACCAUUCCUGAGUGUUGCCAAAAAUCUCAUUCAAAACAUUGGAGAAGCCAAUCUUAUAUCCACAGCAUUCGCCUUCCAUUCCUUGCAUUUAGCAGGCCUCUCUUUCACGGAGGUAUGGCAAUUCUUAUAUUGGUCUGUGCCCUUCGAGACCAUGAAAAUCUUUACCAUCCCUAUCCUAUGGAUAGCUUUAGUGGCUUCUGUCGAACACGACAGUACCAAAGGAAAAAGAAUAGCUAUGCACUAUGUAUUGGCAAUGGCUCAUUUUGGAGUAGGAAAAAUCCUUGGAUGCUCAGUCGGUGGUUUUUUGGCCGAAAAAUAUUCCUUUAGUUUAUCCUACAGGGUGAUGGCCCUUUUCUGCCUCGUUAUGUCAAUUUCAUACCUAUGUUUCCAUCAUUGUUUCAUGAAGCCUCGGCAUAGAAAAAUAGUGGCAGCAAGAUGCGCGUUACAAAGGCAAUCCAUGAACGGUUCGUGUCUACUUCUGGUUGAAACAGUUCCAGUGAAUGGCAGGAUUGCUCCAAGUUCUCAAAACUGAAAUUUCGUGAACUGAUUUGGCUUAAAAUUUCAUCCCUGAUUCGAGUGGUGUAUAAAUAUAAACAAAGAAAUUCACACAAAUGGCUUGACUUAAAAUGCAUUUUAUGCUUUAAGAAAUAUAAAUAAGCUUCGCUUAGUGAAAAGAAAGUUUGAAUAUGAGAUAUCAAUCAUAGCAAUGUUGAAAAUCCUAUCUGAUAGAAAUACAUAAUGGUGAACAAUUCUAUUUAUUUUGAAAGUACGUAUUUAAACUUAAUGCAAAGAUUACGUUGGUAAGUUUAAAUUUUCUGAAAUGUUUCCUUCUGUUAAACUACACACACACACACACACACACAAAAAAAAAAAAACAUUUAAAAUAUGACAGUAUAAGAUUCGAAUUUUUUUUUUUUUUUUCGAAUGAAAAUAUAUGUGGAUUCCUUGCAUUUGUUCACUGUGAAUAUGAAUAUUAUUUGAUUUAAUCAAUCAUCUCAUAAAGAAAAAAACGUGAGUCAUAAAACACAAAAAGGCUUAAUCGCCAAGCAUUCAAUUUAAAGAACAACAAAAAUAAAAGUGUAAUGCAAGAAAAAGUGAAAAAAAAAAUAGACAAAAAAAAUAAGAAAGAAAGCGCACAAAGGAAAAGAGAUACCUCUCUUUGUUUUUGAUUUGUACGUAUUUUAUAAAGUUGAAAUGUGCACUUGUUUGCAUGUAUUUUUUUAAUGAAUCAUCGGUUAAAACACAAUGAAUCAUCUUACAUUUCUAUCAUUCUAUUUAUUUUUCAUAUAUAUGUUAUACCAGUACAUAUUGCUCAGUGCAAGUAGUAAUGGUGGAAAGUGAGCAGCACAUCAGUUGAAAAAAAAUGAGAGAAGAUAGGUUUAGAAGCUAGUUAAUGCUGCUGUAUGUAUUUCCUAGAUCUUUUUUUAUUUUAUUAAUACUGAUUAUUCUUUUAAAUCAUCUCAUCUAUUUGAAAUCUGAUGAUAAUUAAUAUAAUGAUUUUUACAACUGCAAUUUUUUUCAUGCCUAAUAUAUUUGCUUGAAUCAUCAUUAUUUUCAUUGCUGAAUUCAUUAGCUUUUAUUCAUUCUAAUGUGUGGAACUUGUUUGUUUAUUUUCUUAAUGAAAUCAUAAUAAAGUUUUCUUUUUUGA